UGCUUUUCCUCUGCUUGUAGCUGUCCUGAUGUCCCUGUAAAUGCACCCUGGAAUUUCCCUUGCGUGGAGGAUCUUCUGAAUCAAAAGCUUCUUUCUACGCUUCCCCUUCCAGUUCCUUCCUUCGAGAUGGCAUCCGACAGCCCGGAAUCACUGAUGACCCUGUGCACGGAUUACUGUCUCCGCAACUUGGAGGGGACUCUCUGCUACCUGCUGGACAAUGAAACUCUCCGGCUUCAUCCCGACAUCUUCUUGCCAAGCGAGAUUUGUGACAAGCUCGUCAAUGAGUAUGUGGAGUUGGUGAAGACAGACAGCAUCUUUGAACCCCACGAGAGCUUCUUCACCUUGUUCUCGGAUCCACGGAGCACAAGGCUAGCUCGGAUCCACCUGCGGGAACAGAUUGUGCAGGACCAGGACCUGGAGGCCAUCAGGAAGCAGGAUCUUGUUGAGCUCUACUUGACUAACUGUGAGAAGCUGACAGCCAAGAGCCUACAAACCUUGGUGAGCUUCAGCCACACACUUAUCUCCCUUAGCCUCUUUGGCUGCUGUAAUAUCUUCUACGAGGAGGAGAACCCUGGAGGCUGUGAGGAUGACUGUUUGGUGAACCCCACGCGCCAGGUCUUGGUUAAGGACUUUACUUUUGAAGGCUUUAGCCGCUUGCGCUUCCUGAACCUCGGCCGUUUGAUCGAGGGGGUAAAUGUGGAGACAUUGCUUCGGCCUUUGGCCUCCCUUGCAGCUCUUGAUCUCUCUGGGAUCCAGCUGAAUGAUGUGGGAUUUCUGACCCAGUGGAAGGACAGUCUGGUUUCCUUAGUGCUUUACAACAUGGACCUUUCAGAGGAGCACAUCCAGGUGAUCGCACAGCUCCGUAAGCUCAGGCACUUGGAUAUCUCCCGAGACCAUCUGUCCAGUUACUACAAAUUCAAGCUGACCCGUCGAGUUCUAAACCUGUUUGUGGAAAACUUGGUAAACCUCACUUCGCUCGAUAUCUCAGGGCACACCAUGCUGGAGAACUGCACUAUCCCAAGCAUGGAGGAAAAGAUGGGCCAGACAAGCAUCGAACCAGCAAAGAGCAGCAUUGCUCCCUUCCGGGGUCUGAAACGACCACUCCAGUUCUUGGGCCUUUUUGAAACAUCUCUCUGCCGCCUGACACAUAUUCCAGCUUACAAGGUGAGCGGGGACAAGAAUGAGGAGCAGGUUCUGAAUGCUAUUGAGGCUUACACUGAACACCGACCAGAAAUCACUUCCAGGGCCAUCAAUCUCCUUUUCGACAUUGCCCGCAUCGAGCGCUGCAGCCAGCUGCUGCGAGCCCUCCAGCUGGUGAUCACAGCCCUGAAGUGCCACAAGGAUGACAAAAACAUCCAGGUCACAGGCAGCGCAGCGCUGUUUUACCUGACCAACUCCGAGUACCGCAUGGAGCAGAGCGUGAAGCUGCGGCACCAGGUCAUCCAGGUGGUGCUGAAUGGCAUGGAGUCCUACCAGGAAGUCACAGUGCAGCGGAACUGCUGUCUGACACUGUGCAACUUCAGCAUCCCCGAGGAGCUGGAGUUCCAGUACCGCCGAGUCAACGAGCUGCUGCUGAACAUCCUCAACCAAAGCCGGCAGGAUGAGUCUAUCCAGCGCAUCGCCGUGCACCUGUGCAAUGCCCUGGUCUGCCAGGUGGACAACGAUCAUAAAGAAGCUGUGGGCAAGAUGGGGUUUGUCAUGACAAUGCUAAAGCUGAUUCAGAAGAAGCUGGCUGAUAAAACGUGUGAUCAGGUGAUGGAGUUUUCCUGGAGUGCCCUCUGGAACAUCACUGAUGAGACCCCUGAUAACUGUGAGAUGUUCCUCAACUACAGUGGCAUGAAACUCUUCCUGGAGUGCUUAAAAGAAUUCCCAGAGAAACAGGAGCUGCACCGCAACAUGCUGGGCCUCCUGGGCAAUGUAGCAGAAGUGAAGGAGCUCCGCCCGCAGCUCAUGACCUCCCAGUUCAUCAGCGUGUUCAGCAACCUGUUGGAGAGCAAAGCAGAUGGCAUUGAGGUAUCCUAUAAUGCCUGUGGGGUGCUCUCCCAUAUCAUGUUCGAUGGCCCAGAGGCCUGGGGCAUAUGUGAGCCGCACCGAGAAGAAGUAGUAAAAAGGAUGUGGGCAGCUAUCCAGAGCUGGGACAUCAACUCCAGAAGGAAUAUCAAUUACAGGUCAUUUGAACCAAUUCUUCGACUGCUUCCACAAGGGAUCUCUCCAGUCAGCCAGCACUGGGCAACCUGGGCACUGUAUAACCUGGUCUCUGUCUACCCUGACAAGUACUGCCCACUGCUGAUCAAAGAAGGUGGGAUUCCUCUUCUGAAGGACAUGAUUAAAAUGGCUUCAGCACGGCAAGAGACCAAGGAAAUGGCCCGGAAAGUUAUAGAGCACUGCAGUAACUUUAAGGAGGAGAACAUGGACACUUCCAGAUAGAGGCAAUCACCUAGUGCCUCUUGCCAGCACUGUAUCCAGCUUCUCUCUAAUUCACUGUAUGUAGGGAGGACUCUUUCUUACCAACUUGGCUGUUGGAAGGAAACUUUAUGUGUGUGUGUGAGACCCUCAGUAGAUGAAGGUGAACAGGGGAGGGGGGAGGGACUUUUUGCACAACAAAAUGCUUUCAUUAAAUUAGUGGACUUUUUCGUUAUGAAGUUUCAGAUUGAAGUUUUGUGUGUAUGAUUUCUGUAUAAAACAAAAA
Molecule: messenger RNA, 2689 nt
Organism: Tinamus guttatus (white-throated tinamou)
Lineage: Eukaryota; Metazoa; Chordata; Aves; Tinamiformes; Tinamidae
Gene: ZER1
Product: zyg-11 related cell cycle regulator
Cellular component (GO): Cul2-RING ubiquitin ligase complex
Molecular function (GO): protein binding
Source: RefSeq, a predicted model, not a curated record